This is a messenger RNA of Quercus lobata, 741 nucleotides long. RefSeq lists its product as uncharacterized. Gene Ontology annotation, molecular function: nucleic acid binding; RNA-DNA hybrid ribonuclease activity. Bases 1 to 741 code for a protein of 246 amino acids. NCBI's taxonomy places the organism in Eukaryota, Viridiplantae, Streptophyta, Magnoliopsida, Fagales, Fagaceae. The record is from RefSeq and is a predicted model, not a curated record. The transcript has 3 exons.
AUGCCGAAUAAAGUAAAAAAUUUCCUAUGGAGGGCGUGUAAGGAAUUACCAGUGAAGACCAAUCUGAUGCGCCGAAAAGUCUUGGCUGAAGAUAUUUGCUGCCACUGUAAUUUGAAAGCAGAGGGCGGAUUCCAUGCGCUGUGGGACUGUGCUGCACUUUCGGCCAUUUGGGAAGCUGACACAAACCCGGAGCUUUUUGCAGCUUUGGUGUGGACGAUCUGGUCUCAGCGCAACCAGCUUAGAACAAGCAACAAACCAUAUCCACUCACACAAGUCACACCGGCGGCCAAACAGAUGCUCCAAGACUUCAAGCAGGACAAGGGAGAAGCUGGAAUGGGAGUGGUUUUCUGUGACUCUCAAGGGAAGGUAAUUGCCUCCUUAGCAGAAAAAAUUCAACUCUCACCCUCAUCUGAUGAAGUGGAAGCACUAGCAGCAGUCCGAGCCAUCACACUAGUAAUGGAUCUCAACCUACCCUCUUUUAUUGUUGAGGGAAAUUCAGAGGUGGUCAUUUCAGCCUUAAGAAAGGAGGAGGAAUCCUUUUCUUCUUUUGGCCAUUUAAUUUCCUCUAUUAAGCACUAUUUAUAUUCAUGCAAUUGUAUUUCCUUUUCUCACACCAGUAGAUCGGGUAACUCAGUAGCUCAUUCUUCAGCAAAACUUGCGAGAGAUAUUGAUGAGUUCUCUGUGUGGAUGGAGAAUGUUCCACCACAAGUCAAUGAUGUACUUUUAGCCGAUUUUGGCUGA